Molecule: messenger RNA, 405 nt
Organism: Ustilaginoidea virens
Lineage: Eukaryota; Fungi; Ascomycota; Sordariomycetes; Hypocreales; Clavicipitaceae
Exons: 1
Coding region: 1-405 (134 amino acids)
Biological process (GO): mitochondrial respiratory chain complex II assembly
Cellular component (GO): mitochondrion
Source: RefSeq, a predicted model, not a curated record
AUGCGUCUCCUCGUCACCCGCGCCGCCCUCGGCCGCGCCCUCAAACCCUCCUGCCUGCUGCCGCUGACGCCGCUGACGCCGCUGACGCCGUCGCCGCGCCCCCGGCCCUCCUCGUCGUUUGCCUCUCCCGCGCCUCCGAAGCUCCCGCCCGCCCAGCAGGCCGAGUUUGAGCGCCUCCAGCGCCAGGCUGCCGCCCCGCUGUCCCAGCCAGAUGCGCCGGCCGAAGCGCCGCCUACGCUGAAGGAGGCCGACGCCGUCAACCCCGCGUACUGUAGGGGCGCGCCGCCCGAGUUCAGCGGCGACAAGAACCCCCGGACGGGGGAGGUGGGCGGGCCCAAGAACGAGCCGCUGCGGUGGGGGGGCGACGGCGACUGGAGCUACAAUGGACGCGUGACGGACUUUUGA